Messenger RNA from Pistacia vera, 1319 nucleotides. Its product is annotated as zinc finger protein JAGGED-like. The coding region runs from base 1 to 972 and encodes 323 amino acids. Gene Ontology annotation, molecular function: DNA-binding transcription factor activity. The record is from RefSeq and is a predicted model, not a curated record. NCBI's taxonomy places the organism in Eukaryota, Viridiplantae, Streptophyta, Magnoliopsida, Sapindales, Anacardiaceae. The transcript is spliced from 5 exons.
AUGGGAGUAGAUUGUUUAUGUUUAGCAAGCAAUGAAUCAGAUCUUUCAAGGUGGGGUUUCAACUUUGGUGGUAACGGAGCAGGACCAGGUGGUAGUAAUGGGUCUUGCGAAGAAUCAGACUUGAGACCUGAGAGGAACCCUUUGGACCUCAACAACUUGCCUGAAGAUUUCAGUAUUAGAGAUGGCAAACAAGUCUUGGAUGAUUCCUCUUCAGCUUCUGGCUACAGGAAAAAGAAAAGCGGCGCUAAGGAUGGGAAAGAUGAGUGCGGGAAGGUCUAUCAGUGUAGGUUUUGUUCCCUCAAGUUCUGCAAAUCUCAAGCUCUUGGGGGACACAUGAACCGCCACCGACAAGAGAGGGAGACAGAGACACUGAACCGGGCUCGUCAGCUCGUCUUCAGUAACGAUAACCUAGCCGCUCAAGGAACCCCUCAUCUAGGGUGCCAUCCAAUCACCGCAGGAAGUUACCAUCCAGCAGGACAUAUUGGAGAUCCAUUCAGAUCAGUGUACCCGCCAAGACUAUUCACUGGUUCUUCUUCUACUAUGAUACCACAGCCACCGCCAGCACCACCACCUCCACCGCCGUCACAACCACUGCAACCUCCCUACCCUUACCCUUCAUCUUCACGCCUAACUUCCUACUCCACACAGUACCCUCCACAUCAUCCCAUGAACGAGUACUACGUCGGCCACGUCCUCACCAGCCCCUCUUCUCAUUCCCAUUCCCAACACCCUCACCAAAACCUAAAUUACAUGGGCGCACCGGGUGAGUCAAACUACACAUGCAUUGGCGCGCCAGUCGGGCACGGGUUCAUCGCCGGUUCAAGCCGUGGUGGUGGCAAUGAUUUAAGCGGAGGAUCGUCAGGAGGGAGAGACGGGUCACUGAGCAAUCAGGAGGAGGGAUUGAAUUGGGGAAGGAGCUAUGCAGCAGGAGGAGGGACACACAUACAGCCACGUUUGGAUCCUCCUUUCUAGCUAAUUACAUUACAUUAAAGUGAUAUUAAUGUUUAAGUAAGGUUUAAGUAGGAUUGAAUAAAUGAAUGAAGUAAGUACUGUUGAAAGAAAUUUAUGUGGUUUAACACGGCACCCACAGAGAGAGAGAGAGAGAGAGAGAGAGAGAGAGAGAGAGAGAGAGACAUAACAAACUGACAAAUGGGGUCAUGCAAGGAAGGAAAGAAAGAGGAGUUUUUGGUUUAUGUACAGAAGAUGGGGUUUUGGGGGCAGCUUUUUGAGAUCAUGUACACGCUCAGCUAGUUUGGUUUUGAGCUUAGGGGAUUGUUGUACUAUAACCAUCUGUUAAAAAUGGGGACUAGAGCUUUGGA